GCGCAGCCGCCGUCGCUCCUCAGUCUCCACGGUAACGCGCGGAGGCCAAGCGUCUCGCCAUGAGCGCCCGGCUCGCGUGGGCCGCGUGGGCUUGGGGUGCCUGUGGCCGUCGCGGCGCCUCGAGCUUCCGGAUGCCUCCGCCGGGCGUGGACGUGGCUGAGCUGCUGCGGGACACGACGGCAGUGGUGGAGGCGCCCUGGCCUGCCACAGCCCGCCGGCCCCCGGCGCAGUGCUCGGUGCUGCUGUUCCCUGGCCAGGGCAGCCAGGAGGUCGGCAUGGGCCGCGGCCUGCUUGGCUUUCCCCGCGUCCGCCAGCUCUACGAGGCUGCGCGCCACGUGCUGGGCUACGACCUGCUGGAACUCUGCCUGCACGGGCCGCAAGAGGACCUGGACCGCACGGUGCACUGCCAGCCUGCCGUCUUCGUGGCUUCACUGGCCGCUGUGGAGAAACUCCAUCACCUGCAGCCCGCGGUCAUUGAGAACUGUGUUGCUACUGCUGGGUUCAGUGUAGGGGAGUUCGCAGCGCUGGUGUUUGCUGGAGCCAUGGAAUUUUCUGAAGGGCUGUAUGCAGUAAAGGUCAGAGCUGAAGCCAUGCAGGAAGCAUCGGAGGCUGUCCCCAGUGGGAUGCUGUCUGUCCUCGGCCAACGGCAGUCCAACUUCUCCUUCGCCUGCAUGGAAGCCCGGGAACAUUGCAAGUCUUUGGGCAUAGAGGAUGCAGUGUGUGAGGUGUCCAACUACCUCUUUCCUGAUUGUAGGGUCAUCUCCGGACACCUUGAGGCCCUGAAGUUUCUGCAAAAGAAUUCUGCUAAGUAUCACUUCAGACGGACCAAACUGCUACCUGUGAGUGGUGGCUUCCACACCCGCCUCAUGGCACCAGCUGUGGAACCCCUGACACAGAUUCUAGACACAAUUAACAUCAAGAAGCCUCUGGUUGCUGUGCAUGCCAAUGUUAGUGGAAAUAGGUACAUGAAUCCCCAGCACAUCCGGAAGCUGCUGGGGCAGCAGGUGGUCUCCCCGGUGAAGUGGGAGCAGACAAUGCACUCCAUCUACCAGAGGAAGAAGGGCACCGAGUUCCCCAGCACAUUUGAAGUGGGGCCGGGGCGGCAGCUGGGAAGCAUAUUAAAGAGCUGUAACCUGCAGGCCUGGAAGUCCUACAGCCAUGUGGACGUCAUGCAGACCAGCACCAACCCUGACCUGGACCCAGAGUCUCCACAGUGACCACCGAGAGGCUUGAAUGGGAUGGCCCCCAGUCUGUGGGCUUUAGGACAGCCAGUAGCCUGCACCUGCCUCGCUUCCCCCCGACCCCUGAGGGAUGGACAGGGGCUGUUGGUGAAGUCCUUUGAGGGUCACAGUCUGUAACCAGCCCCUUCUUCCCCUGGCAAAAUGUCUGGCUGCUAGAGAAAAGAGCUCCUGUUCAAGUUAUGUGCCGAGCUGCCAUCUGCUACCUCUUCAAGGACUGGCCUGGGGCAGACUUGCACCUGCCCUGUGGGUGCUGUGGACACUGCCUGGCCUCAAGCCAGGACUGUGUCAGAGGCUUUGUCUGCUGCCUGCAGCAUGCCAGCCACCCAAGGCCAGGAUCUUAGCUCCUCUGGCCUUGGAUCUGAACCCAGCAGACCUUGGCAGCCACUCUGUCCUCCCCUCACUCAAUAGGCGGUUGACUCCAGGAAGUACACAUUAAGUGCCUACUGUAUGCCCCAGAGCGGGCAGUCUCUUCCCUUCUCUUCUCCAAGAGACUUGGAGAAUGUAUAAGGUGUGGGCUGUGCCUGGACAGGGAGGGUAGCCAGAUACCUUGACCCUCUGGGCUAGCCGCAGCUCCCUGUGAAAGAACCUCUUCCCUCACCCCCACCAAGUCAUCCACAGGACAGUGGUCACUGCAGUCUCUGGCCAGGUGCAGCCAAGGCCUCCCUCAGAGAGCAGCCCCCUCCAGAGCAGGGGCAGAGCAAGGCUCCUGGAGGGAUGCCCAUUAAAUGUGACUCUUCUAA
Molecule: messenger RNA, 1981 nt
Organism: Nannospalax galili (Upper Galilee mountains blind mole rat)
Lineage: Eukaryota; Metazoa; Chordata; Mammalia; Rodentia; Spalacidae
Gene: Mcat
Product: malonyl-CoA-acyl carrier protein transacylase
Exons: 4
Coding region: 60-1217 (385 amino acids)
Molecular function (GO): transferase activity
Source: RefSeq, a predicted model, not a curated record